AUGACUCCUCGAGAGCAAUGGCAGUUAUGAAAUGUUUAUAUUUGCAAAGUAAAUAAAUGAUAAGCAUGCGUUUUAUUAGGAAUUUUAAUAGUAUCAAAUAUUGCAGAAAACAGUUUGAUAGACAUUUUCACAUAAUGACAAAUCCUCUAAUUGCAGUAUGUCAAAUGACAUCAACAAAUGAUAAAGAAAAGAAUUUACAAACUGUGUCUGAAGUUGUUUCAAAAGCUAAAGCUAGAUCAGCUUGUAUUACAUUUUUCCCUGAAGCAUGCGAUUAUUUAGCAGAUAAUAAAAAAGAUGUAGUAGCUAUGGCAGAACAUUUAAAUGGACCAACAGUGUCUAAUUAUAAAGAAAUAGCAAAAAAAAAUAACAUGUGGUUAUCAUUCGGUGGAUUACACGAAGCAUUAACUGAAAAUGAAAAAUGUAUCAGUAACACUCAUAUUGUAAUAAGUAGCAAAGGUGAUAUUGUUGGGGUUUAUCGUAAAAUGCAUUUAUUUGAUAUGGACAAUAAAAAUACUGGUGUUAGGUUAGUGGAAUCAGAUUAUGUUUUACCAGGACAAAAAAUUGAACCACCCAUAUCGACACCAGUUGGCAAAUUAGCACUUAGUAUUUGUUAUGAUAUGCGUUUUCCUGAAUUAUCUCUUUCAUUGAGAAAUAUGGGAGCUGAGAUUCUAACAUAUCCAUCAGCAUUUACCUACCAAACAGGUGCUGCACACUGGGAGGUAUUAUUACGUGCUAGAGCUAUAGAAACACAGUGUUAUGUUGUAGCUGCAGCUCAAACUGGUACACAUAAUAAAAAAAGAGUAAGCUGGGGUCAUGCAAUGGUUGUUGAUCCAUGGGGAACAGUAGUAGCUCAGUGUAGUGAUAAAACUGAUAUAGCUUUAGCAGAAAUUGAUUUGAACUUUAUAAAACAAGUUAGAGAAAACAUGCCAUGUGAAAAUCAUCGCCGAACAGAUUUAUAUCCAAAAAUGGAACCUAUAAAACCUGUAGUUUAAUUUGCAUACAAAUGUAAUUUUACGUAUAUAAUAUUCUUUACCAUUUUUUUUUCCAUUUUUCCGAUACGAGGAAACGCUCGUGCCCGUUUCAUAGUAAAAGAACUGUUUGAAGGUAUGUAAAAAGUAUAUAGGGAUUGAAGAUAUAAUCAUAUACAACUUAUUUGAUAUGUACAUAUGUGUAAAUAAACAUUUAUCUUAUAUAUAUGUAUAAAA
This is a messenger RNA of Osmia bicornis bicornis, 1205 nucleotides long. It is a transcript of the gene NitFhit, whose product is annotated as nitrilase and fragile histidine triad fusion protein NitFhit. NCBI's taxonomy places the organism in Eukaryota, Metazoa, Arthropoda, Insecta, Hymenoptera, Megachilidae. Bases 57 to 992 code for a protein of 311 amino acids. The transcript has 6 exons. Gene Ontology annotation, molecular function: hydrolase activity, acting on carbon-nitrogen (but not peptide) bonds, in linear amides. The record is from RefSeq and is a predicted model, not a curated record.